AUGACUAUUUCCACCCAAGGUCCCGUCCAUCUCACCUUCGUUGGAGGAGGCCAUCUCGCGCAAGCCAUAAUUAGUGGCAUUCUCUCGUCUACCAGUACCUGGACCCUGAAAUGCGGCAUCGCAGUCACAGCCCGACGACCUGAACAUAUCCAAGAACUGCAAUCCCGGUACCCGCAACUUCUGGUCACAGACAACAACCUCGAUCAACGCAUCUGGAAAGACGCCAGGAUAUCACAGCAAAGUUCCCCCCAAGCCAAUGCGACAUCCCCCAUCCUCUUCAUCUGCACACGCCCAGCAGAUGUUCCCACGGUCGCAAAACAACUAGCGCCCACCCUCGAGUCGUUUGAUCCGCCGGUCCGUCCUACCGUGGUGACGGUGUGUCCUGGAAUCACCGUUAGCCAGCUCCAAGAUUGGCUGCCGACAGGCACGGCGAUCGUUCGGUCGAUGCCCAACACGCCCGUUGAGUUCAGGCAGGGCGCGACCGGUCUCUUCGCAUCAGGAGAUGCCACUCUUCGCGUCAAUCAUGUCAAAACAGUUCUUGAGGAGGUAUCUCCCCUUGUCUCUAUCGUCCCGGAAGAGUCGAUGCUAGAUGUUGUCGCGGCUGUGUCGGGAUCUGGUCCUGCGCAUUUCUUCUUCGUCAUCGAAUCCAUGGUCGCUGCAGCAGAGUCCAUGGGUCUUUCGAGGGAAGCUGCGGAGCCCCUAGUCAUUCAAUCCUGUCUUGGUGCUGGAUUCCUCGCUAGAGCGUCAUCCAAGCCAGUCGCUAAUUUGCGAAAAGAAGUCUGUGUUCCCGGGGGAAGUACAGAAAAGGCGAUUUCACAUUUGAAUCAAAGCGGGGUUCAGGAGUUGUUUAAGGUGGCAAUCCAGAAGAGUUUAGAUGCAAAUUUGAAGAUGCGGUUCUGUUAG
This is a messenger RNA of Aspergillus alliaceus, 903 nucleotides long. RefSeq names its product pyrroline-5-carboxylate reductase family protein. Gene Ontology annotation, molecular function: pyrroline-5-carboxylate reductase activity. Gene Ontology annotation, biological process: L-proline biosynthetic process. Bases 1 to 903 code for a protein of 300 amino acids. Lineage: Eukaryota; Fungi; Ascomycota; Eurotiomycetes; Eurotiales; Aspergillaceae. The record is from RefSeq and is a predicted model, not a curated record. The transcript has 2 exons.